This is a messenger RNA of Vespula vulgaris, 3059 nucleotides long. Its product is annotated as ras-related protein Rab-37-like. Gene Ontology annotation, cellular component: Golgi apparatus; endosome. NCBI's taxonomy places the organism in Eukaryota, Metazoa, Arthropoda, Insecta, Hymenoptera, Vespidae. The coding region runs from base 1110 to 1952 and encodes 280 amino acids. Gene Ontology annotation, molecular function: GTPase activity; GTP binding. The record is from RefSeq and is a predicted model, not a curated record. The transcript has 7 exons.
GAAGAAGAAAAAGAAGAGGAAGCGAAAGAACAAGAAGAAGAAGACGGAGAAAAGAUUGUUGACGUCUACUCGAGAAAACACAUGUGCUUUUCCUUCUAAUCGAUUUUUCCCUCUCAACUCCUCGCCUACAUCCUUCCAACUCUCUCGGUUGGCUUGUUCCAUGACGUCACGAGGAGCAAGCCAAUCGAUCGUCCGACGACAUUCUACCGAGGGAAUUCUGAAAGGUGCUUGCUAAUUGAUAAGACAUACUUUAGAUCGUUCGAUCCUUAUCUUAGUUAGAUCUUUCAAUGUGAAAAGUUGAAUGAUCGAUAAAUACCAAAUACAAAUUUAUAUAUAUGAUUUAAUCGAAGUGUUGUAGAGCUUGUGAAAUGUUCAAGGUCGAGUCAAAAAUGUAUCCUGAACCUACAUCAACAAAGAUGAUAUCGCCGCAAGGCGAUAAAAGUAAAGAGCGCGUGCCUCGUUCCUGGUGACAUGUGCGCGCACGCGUCUCUCUCUCUCUCUCUCUCUCUCUCUCUCUCUCUCUCUCUCUUUCUCUCUUUCUUCAUGACGCGUUUGGCCUCGUAUGACGUAAUCCAGAGGUGUAAGCGCAACGAAAAGACUAGUACGCCGUCGAGGAUAGCGCGAGCGUCGAUGAAUACUACGGGAUGCCCUAGUUUCAGAUUUCCAAGUGAUUCUCCUUCCUUCCUUACAUUUAGUUGCUUCGCAAUCAUCUUUAGAAACUUCUCGAACGUUUAUCAAUCUUCUUUUGUCUGUUAAAAGCUUCAGACAAUCGUGAGAAUCCUUCUGUUAAGUGACAUCGUGAUCGUCUCGUGAUUAUCACGUGACGUGACGAGAGUGACCAAAAAAAAGGCGUUCAAAGUUCGCCUCUAAUUUGUCUGUGAUUGACGAACAUAGAAUUUGUUUUGAUAUCUCUUCGCUGAUGAUCUUACGACUACACAUGGAUGAUUGUAUGCAGCUUGCUGAUGAAAUUGAUAUUGAAAAAAGAUAACGACGUGGGCUCAACGCUACGGCCGAUUUACCGGUAGGCUUUGACCGUGUUAAAGUCCCUCUUCUCAUUCUCACUCGUAACGAGAGCCGUUGCUUUCAAAUAUCUACGAGAGUUUGGGGUUAUGACCGGUGAAGGCUCAGUAAACGACAAUGUCUUUGACAUGGAGGUAAAUGGAUCUUCGAGACUCACUCCUGUCGCCGCAGAGCAACGAUCGGCUACAGCUCCUUCCCCUACCGGUUAUCGAGACUACAAACCACCAGCCGAGGUCUUGAGUAACAGCUAUAGCACGACAUUUCACACGAGCGGUGGCUUCGAUAGCGCGAGAGCCAACUUCAAGCGGGACCAAGAGAAGGAGGAGGAUUUUGCGCAUAAGACAAUUCUCCUUGGCGACAGCGGCGUAGGUAAAACAUCAUUACUAGUUCAGUUCGACACCGGAAAUUUUCAACCAGGAAAUUUUGCAGCUACCGUUGGUAUUGGCUUCACGAACAAGAUCGUCACCGUCGAUGAAACAAGAGUGAAAUUGCAGAUUUGGGAUACCGCCGGGCAGGAAAGAUUUCGUAGCGUAACUCAUGCGUAUUACAGAGACGCUCAUGCUCUUCUAUUGCUGUACGACGUAACGAACAAGACGAGCUUUGAUAACAUCAGAGCCUGGCUCAGCGAGAUCCGGGAACAUGCCAAUGAGGACGUCGUUAUCAUGUUGCUCGGCAACAAAUCGGAUUGUGGACAGGAACGAGUGGUCAAGAAAGAAGACGGCGAGCGAUUGGCGCAAGAGUACAAAGUUCCUUUCAUGGAAACCUCCGCCAAGACCGGACUCAACGUCGAAUUGGCAUUUCUCGCAGUAGCUAGAGAAUUGAAAGCUAGAAAGAGCAGUGAUCCAGACGAUACGAAAUUCAAUGUACAGGAUUACGUGCGUCAACAAUCCAAACGAAAUUCUUGCUUCAACUCUAAUUGUUUGACAACCUGAACUUGAUCGCGGCAUGAUUAUAGUCCCUCGCUCGUAAAUCUUUUUAACCGUUUGGAUUGGCGGAACGAUGGAAUGGGAACCGGAACUGGUUGGCCGUCGAAUUGUGAUAUGCUAUUUUCAUUAAUUCGAACACGACGGACUGUGAGCAUGUAAAGAAGCAAUGAGAUUUAUUUUGAUUGCUAUUUCGUUCGUAAAUUAAAAAAAAAAAAAAAAAAAAAGAAAAAAAACAAAAAAGGAAGAAAAAAAGUAAAAAAUGACGAUGGAUCUCGUCAAAAUUCAUAGUUUGGAAUUUAUAUGUAGAUUAGAUCGAGAUGAGAUAAUCAAACAAAAUCAUUACGAGCUAAAAUCUAGUUUUUUUUUUCUGCAAAAAACAAAGAUAACAAAUUAUAAGGAAUCCCCGACUUGACACAAUUCGUUGAGAAAAUUGUGAUAUAAUAGAAAAUAUUGUCGUUAAUGGCACAAAGUAAUUAGCAAUAGGAACAAGAAAUGAACCAAUUGUAUUCGUUUUGUUAAAUAUUGUUUUUUCGAUCGAUGAUCAUCGAUUUGAAGAUAAUCUAAUAUUUAUGAAGAAGUUAUGCUAACAUGAACAUUUGUAGAAAUUAUCUGCAAUUUGGAGACGUCGUACGUUGACCACACGAAUUAGUAGAAACACAUGGAAUGUAGUAUACUUUUUGAAAAAUUUCGAUGCAUUUAUGGUCCAAAUAGAUAACAGAACGAUUAAUGAGCUUAUAAUCUCAUUUUUCAAUAACAAAUUUUUGAUACCACCUUGGAUAUUAUUUUUUCAAAUCCUAGCGAUUUCUAAACACGGACAUUUGCUCAAAUGAUUAAUAUAGAUGAUGAUUAAGGCAUGGUUUUUUAAAUAUGCUUUUUAACAAGCCAAAUGUACGAAUAAUUUCAUCGAUCUCGUUUUUACUAAUUUUAUGACAAAUCCAUCGUUGAAUACGAGCGUGUUGUAUCUGGACAAAUGAAAUGUGCAUCAUAUAAGUUACAUAAGGUGUACAUAUAAAAUGUAAAUGUACAAGGUGUAUGUUCAAUGUGUACAAAGGAUAACAAACAAUGUAUGAUAAUGAAAGAUCGAAGAAUAAAAACUGAUCGCAAAAUUACAAA